This is a messenger RNA of Sphaerulina musiva SO2202, 1923 nucleotides long. RefSeq lists its product as uncharacterized. The transcript has a single exon. Lineage: Eukaryota; Fungi; Ascomycota; Dothideomycetes; Mycosphaerellales; Mycosphaerellaceae. The record is from RefSeq and is a predicted model, not a curated record. Bases 1 to 1923 code for a protein of 640 amino acids.
AUGAACAGCCCCGAAUCCCCCAAACUCCAGGUUCCCCACUGUGCGACUUGCUCCUGUUCAGUUCAAACAUCGGGAAAUACGAGACGACUCGUGAGAGUGUUGAAUACCGAAUCGAUUGCCACUGCGUCGACAACCCCAUGCUACACCGGCGCAGAUAUUCGGUAUUGCAGCGCGAACAACGAAAGCGAGACGAUAGAUUCAAGGCCUCCUAACCACGGUGUACCGGAGAAGGAGCAUGCAGGUCCUCUUGAAAGUAGGGAUGAAGAUGAGGAGGAGCGAGAUAAUGGACAGCUGAUAGAGCAACGCGACUCGAGUCAUGAGAUUGGCCAAGCUGAGGCCGAAGGGCACACGAGCGAGGUGCUCCACAGGACCACGCACGGCAGAUGGGGAAGUGAAAAUGUGCUCGAAGCUGAAGACUUGGUUGAUCAAGCGAGACAUGUAGGGGAAUAUGCAAGCGAAACUGUCCCUCUUGGAGCCUACGAAAGCGGCAGCUAUGGUGUAAGUAAUCGGAGAAUGGUGCCGGGGUCGACAGCUGGAAUUGACAUGCAGCGGAAUACGUUCUCCGAUUGUGAGACAGUGAGUGUGCUACUAGAGGAUGUCCCGACCACAACUAUGUCGCUUGGCACACAUCUUGAGACUGAAGAUGCCUCCGGAACCGGGCCGAACUAUGGCCAGCAACACCGUCAUCUAUCGCCCACAACACCUACAUGCACCUUUCCAACGCACAAUAAGGAAUUCGCAUCGAGCAUCAAUGUCGGCUUGGAGAGCCCCGCACCAAGUCCAGAAGUCGUGGCAUCGGACAAUUCCAAGAUUUGGCUAGUCUCGGAGGCCCAAGCUCGAGGGAUAUCGCUCUCGGAGUCUAUGGUAGAGCAUUGGUACAAGUACGCCAAGGAAGCAACAACAUUACAAGCGAUCAAGAGCCUCCAGGAAUACUUACGCUUCGCGCGUCAGCACUUGGACGCCGAAUCUAGCAAUCGCAUCGAGCUUCCCGAAUUGCUGACGACCCAACAAAGUCCCACUUACACUGAUGAGGUGGCCGCCACAGAUCUGGCCCUGGCAGAGAAGACCUUUAGAUCUUGUCAACGGGCAAAAACCAUUGGUAACCAGGCAGUGCUAUGUCAGCGGCUCUGUCUUGCGAAUUUGUACCGUCUGAACGAGCGAGCAAAAGCGCAGAAUGCACGGAGUUGGGGCUUUCGAGAGACCCUCUUUCGAUGUUGCUAUCCCGAAUUCACAGAGUCCGGAGACCUUCGAAGCCUCACAGGGACCGCACGCACAGCUCUUAACCGAAUGACACGCGAUAUACAUUUUGGGGCAAAGAUAUGUCGCUUCUCAGAUCGUGGUCCAACCCCCGAAGUAGUGCUAUUGCUUCAGCCUGCGAUUCCAGACACAUUUCUCCGCAAGCUUACUGCACCACAAAUGGACCUAUGGGCAGAUCUCGUAUACCGCUUAGCCAGCCUGAACAGCGGGAUUCUACGCUGUCUUUGGGAUGCAACCUUUAUGGUCGUGAAUCAUGCUGUUGACCUCAGCCGUUAUCGAUUUCCACUCGAAAAGAUGACCAUUGAAGUGCAAUGCGGGAUGGAUACCAUAUCCCAAGAAACAAUCGAGGCCUUACUAAGGCCGGUGCCAAUCUCGUCGCAACUUUCGUCGCCAGCCUGCGAUGAGAUGAAUAGCGCGGAAUGGCCGGAGGGCUUUCAACUUGUUGACGGGACUUCGGAAAGCUCUGUCGACGAAAGCGCCGAUGAUCAUCCUAUGCCGCUUGACAACUGUUUUGAUACGGUCCCUCAGAGGCCCUCGAUGCCACCUGCAGUGGUCCCCAACAGCAGUAGCUUUGGGGAAUAUAAUGAGCUCUACUGGUCUAUGGAUGCAUUCGAGCAUAGUGAUUGGAACAUGGUCUCGCGUUUGUGUCGUGGUGAUGUAGGAUAG